UGGCCCCGGGUUCAGCUGUGGAGGAGAGAGCCAGGGGAGGGCAGGAGUCGGGGACGGCAGCUCUGGGGCUUCCAUCGCAGGAAGCCAAGAUGCCAGGAGCUGCGCCCCAGGGCCCAGCAGGAGCCGUCUAUCACCAUGGCAACUGAGGGGCCCUGCGCCAGCCCUACCCUGGCCCCCGAGGAGCCUCCAGCCAGCCCCACCCUGGCCCCGGAGGAGUCUCCCGCCAUUACCAGCCUGGCCACGGAGGAGCCUCCCGCUAGCCCCACCCUGGCCACGGAGGAGCCUCCCUCCAGCCCCACCCUGGCCCUGGAGGAGCCUCCCGCCAUUACCACCCUGGCCACGGAGGAGCCUCCCGCCAGAACCACCCUGGCUACGGAGAAGCCUCCCGCCAGCCCCACCCUGGCCCCGGAGGAGCCUCCCGCCAGCCCAGAACAGGAGUUGAGCGACGGCGCGACAAACCCCAGCAGCUCCGCAUACUCCUGCGGGGCCAGCAGCUCCUCCGUGGGGUCUGGCAGCCCAGAGUUUCUAGGCUCCCUCUUUGGAGACACCCCCAGUGCCCAGGUGUCGUGGCCUGAGGAGGAGGAGGAGAAGGAAGAGGAAGAAGAGGAGGAGGAGGAUUCGUCCCCCAUCACGGUGAUCCAGCAGCACCUCAAGGGCAGAGCUGAGGUACAAAAAUCCCCCAGCUGCGCUGCCCCCCAGUCUGUCCUCCUCCUUGUUCCAUCCCCACCCAGGCAGGGGGGCUUGUCCCAGAGAAUCCCUCACCCGCAAUGGGGGGACACAGCUCCUCUGUUAUCUGGCACCCCAAAGUGGGGACAUUUGUCCCACACAGGCCAAGGUUUCCGCUACUCGCAGACACUAUCCCAGUUCCAACCCCAUGUCUGUGCAGGGCGACACUGGUUUCGGGAAGGGGGCGGCUUUCCCUGUCCAGCCCCAUGGAGGUCCUGAGCCCUGGAGCUGGUUUGGGUUGGGCGGGGAGGGCCCUAUGUAACAGGCUCUCUCUCCC
Molecule: messenger RNA, 1003 nt
Organism: Mauremys mutica (yellowpond turtle)
Lineage: Eukaryota; Metazoa; Chordata; Testudines; Geoemydidae
Product: proline-rich receptor-like protein kinase PERK2
Exons: 2
Coding region: 136-945 (269 amino acids)
Source: RefSeq, a predicted model, not a curated record